AUGGCGACGGGCGGCGGGCAGCAUCUGCCCGCCCUGCUGCUGCUGCUGCUGCUGCUCCGGCCGUGCGAGGUGAGCGGCCGGGAGCCGGCGUGUCCCCGUCCGUGCGGCGAGCGCUGCCCGGCCGAGCCGCCGCGCUGCGCCCCGGGCGUGCCCGCCGUGCUGGACGGCUGCUCCUGCUGCCUGGUGUGCGCCCGGCAGCGCGGCGAGCGCUGCUCCGCGCUGCUGCCCUGCGACGAGAGCAGCGGCCUCUUCUGCGACCGCGGCCCCGAGGACGGCGCGGCCGCCGGCAUCUGCAUGGUGCUGGAGGGAGACAACUGCGUGUUUGAUGGGAUGAUUUAUCGCAACGGGGAGACGUUCCAGCCCAGCUGCAAGUACCAGUGCACCUGUCGCGACGGCCAGAUCGGCUGCCUGCCCCGCUGCAACCUGGACCUGCUGCUCCCCGGCCCCGACUGCCCCUUCCCCAGAAAAGUCGAGGUCCCUGGAGAGUGCUGUGAGAAGUGGGUCUGCGACCCUGACGAUGAAGUGAUUUUGGGAGGUUUUGCUAUGGCUGCCUACAGGCAAGAGGCCACACUCGGGAUUGAUGUGUCAGAUUCAAGUGCCAAUUGUAUUGAGCAGACAACAGAAUGGAGUGCUUGUUCCAAGAGCUGUGGAAUGGGCUUUUCCACCCGCGUUACCAACAGGAAUCAGCAGUGUGAAAUGGUGAAGCAGACACGGCUUUGCAUGAUAAGACCUUGUGAAAAUGAAGAGUCACCCGAUAAGAAGGGGAAGAAAUGUAUCCGGACAAAGAAGUCUGUGAGGGCUGUUCGCUACGAGUACAAGAACUGCACGAGUGUGCAGACGUACAGACCCCGUUACUGCGGCCUCUGCAGCGACGGGCGCUGCUGCACCCCACACAACACCAAAACCAUCCAGGUUGAGUUCCGCUGCCCCCAGGGCAAAGUCCUAAAAAAGCCAGUGAUGUUGAUCAACACCUGUGUCUGUCACAACAACUGUCCUCAGAGUAAUGUUGUUUUCUUCCAGCCGUUAGAUCCCACAUCUAGUGAAGCAAAAAUAUGAAAAGUAUAAAUUGAUAGUGCAAAAAGUAUAAGCAGGUUAUACAAAACUUGA
Messenger RNA from Pseudopodoces humilis (Tibetan ground-tit), 1107 nucleotides. Lineage: Eukaryota; Metazoa; Chordata; Aves; Passeriformes; Paridae. The record is from RefSeq and is a predicted model, not a curated record.